Molecule: messenger RNA, 1152 nt
Organism: Cladophialophora carrionii CBS 160.54
Lineage: Eukaryota; Fungi; Ascomycota; Eurotiomycetes; Chaetothyriales; Herpotrichiellaceae
Exons: 1
Coding region: 1-1152 (383 amino acids)
Molecular function (GO): oxidoreductase activity, acting on NAD(P)H
Source: RefSeq, a predicted model, not a curated record
AUGGCAACCCAUCCCGCCGUCGUCACAGUUGGGCCAGGCCUGCCUCUGGAGAUCCUCCAAGUCCCCACACCGACACCGACCGGCAACGAAAUCCGCGUACGAGCACUCUGGACGGCAUCCACGCCCCUCGAUCUCCACCAAGCAGACGGCGGCCUCCUGGUCCAACAUCCCCAACUCCUAGGCGACGGCGUUGCAGGCCGAGUAGUCGAAGUGGGACCCCUCGCCACCAAGUACCAGCCAGGGGAUCUCGUCUUCGGCUUCACCUGGCGCAACCAGGCCGAGAAGGCGCAUCAAGAGUACGUCGUGGCGCCGGAGUUCUUGUUCGGCAAGCUGCCACGCAACUUCACCAUGCAGCAAGCCGUGACGCUGCCCAACAACUUCGUCACAGCAUGGCACACCCUCACCAAGGAGUUUGGGUUCGACCUUCCGUGGCCCAAACCGGACGGAUACCUGCCGGAGCAGGAGGAACGCGACGCAGGGAUCUUAAUCUGGGGAGGAAGUUCCAGCGUCGGACAAUUCGCGCUCCAAAUCCUAAAGCACUACGGGUAUAGGCGCGUCAUCACGACAGCUAGUAGAACACACCAUGAGAAAUUACACCACCGGUACGGCGCGGCAAGGUGUUUCGACUACCGAGAUCCAGACGUCGAGCGGGACAUCAUCUCCUUUGUGGAGCCUCAUGAGUGCGCAACCACAGCUGAUCCUAUAGCAAAAAACGGCAUCGCAUACAUCCUCGACUGUAUCGGCAGCCUCCAAGGCAGCGUCCUCCCCGUUUCACGCAUCGCCAGGCUGACAGCGACGCCGCGUGGUACGAAAGUCGCGAUCCUCCUCCCCAUCAUCGUCAAGGACCCCUCCCCGGGAAUCAAGCCAGUCUACGAAAUGGACGUGCUCGCGGCGGCCGACUGGCCUGUCGGCGUCGAGGCCGUGGGCGUGAGGACGCAUUUCUACCUAGACGACGCAGCUCUCAAGGACAAGCUGCAGAGCGAAAUCAUGCCGUCGGUGCUGGAGAGGGGCAUUGUCGAGCCGAACGAGCAGUUGAUCGUCGAGGGCGCCACGAUGCUCGAGAGGGCAGAGAAGGCGUUGACCUUGUUGAGAGACAAGAAGGUCAGUGGGGAGAGACUGGUGUGGCGGGUUGCGGACAGUCAUGAAGAUUGA